Pteropus alecto (black flying fox) is the source of this 1610-nucleotide messenger RNA. RefSeq names its product crystallin zeta like 1 (gene CRYZL1). Bases 212 to 1261 code for a protein of 349 amino acids. The transcript is spliced from 14 exons. The record is from RefSeq and is a predicted model, not a curated record. NCBI's taxonomy places the organism in Eukaryota, Metazoa, Chordata, Mammalia, Chiroptera, Pteropodidae. Gene Ontology annotation, molecular function: oxidoreductase activity.
CUGGGCCGGCGGGGGCGGGCUCUCUGCAGAAAGAUUUGAAGGUGGCGGUGGCGAAGGCGCAGGCCGUUAGGGCCGCACGGAGGCAGCACAUCUUAAUUCUGACUGGACAGUUUAAGUGCUCCUUAGCUACCUGUGGCUAGUGGCUACCCUUGUUGGACAGCGCAGAUCCAGAUGGUAAUGAAUCGCCCACUGCAGAAUCUAAAAGGUGAAUAUGAAAGGUUUAUAUUUUCAACGAAAUUCUACAAAUGAGGAAAUAACAUUUGUAUUUCAAGAAAGAGAAAAUCUUCCUGUUACAGAGGAUAACUAUGUGAAACUUCAAGUUAAAGCUUGUGCUCUGAGCCAGAUAAAUACAAAGCUUCUGGCAGAAAUGAAGAUGGAGAAGGAUUUUUUUCCCGUUGGGAGAGAAAUUGCUGGAAUUGUGUUAGAUGUUGGAAACAAGGUAUCAUUCUUUCAACGAGAUGAUGAAGUGGUCGGAAUUUUACCCCUGGAUUCUGAAGACCCUGGACUCUGCGAAGUUGUUAGAGUACAUGAGCACUACCUGGUUCAUAAGCCAGAAAAAGUUACAUGGACAGAAGCCGCUGGAACCAUUCGCGAUGGAGUACGAGCCUACACAGCUCUGCAUUAUCUUUCUCAUCUCUCACCAGGAAAAUCAGUGCUGAUAAUGGAUGGAGCAAGUGCACUUGGUACGAUAGCUAUUCAGUUAGCACACCAUAGAGGAGCCAAAGUGAUUUCAACAGCAUGCAGCCUUGAAGACAAGCAGUACCUUGAAAGACUUAGGCCUUCUAUAGCCCGAGUGAUCGAUGUAUCGAAUGGGAAAGCCCAUGUUGCUGAAAGCUGUUUAGAAGAAACAGGUGGCCUGGGAGUAGAUAUUGUCCUAGAUGCUGGAGUGAGAUUAUAUAGUAAAGAUGAUGAACCAACAGUGAAGUUACAACUACUACCUCAUAAACAUGAUAUCAUCACACUGCUUGGUGUCGGAGGCCAUUGGAUAACAACAGAAGAAAACCUGCAGUUGGAUCCUCCCGAUAGCCACUGCCUUUUCCUCAAGGGAGCAACGGUGGCUUUCCUUAACGAUGAAGUUUGGAAUCUGUCAAAUGUACAACAAGGAAAAUAUCUUUGUAUCUUAAAAGACGUGAUGGAGAAGUUAUCAACUGGUGUUUUUAGGCCUCAAUUGGAUGAACCCAUUCCACAUUAUGAGGCGAAAGUUUCCAUGGAAGUUGUUCAGAAAAAUCAAGGAAGGAAAAAGCAGGUCGUUCAAUUUUAAUUUCGUUCUUUCUCAGACCUCGGUUGGAUGAACCCAUUCCAGUAUUUGGAGCCAGAGUUUCUUUGGAAAUUGCUCAGAAAAGUCAAGGAAGAUAAAAGCAAGCUGUUCCACUUUUAUGCAUGUUUUCCUAUGUGAGACAAGAUUCUGAGUUAUUUCAAAUAACUCGUGAAAAGUAUUACUGUAUACAUGGCCAAGACAAUUCUAUAAUUAACAUCUAAAGGGAAUACUCUGAAAUCCUUUUUAGUUUUUUAUAUAUUUGCCUCCGUUAUAAAUUUUUUCCAUGAAGAAAACUACUUUCAGCAAAAGCCACGCUGCUCUGAUAAAGCUGCUAGUCUUUUGGUAUGUCAAA